Messenger RNA from Gavialis gangeticus (Gharial), 1961 nucleotides. RefSeq lists its product as uncharacterized. The record is from RefSeq and is a predicted model, not a curated record. NCBI's taxonomy places the organism in Eukaryota, Metazoa, Chordata, Crocodylia, Gavialidae. Bases 629 to 937 code for a protein of 102 amino acids. The transcript has 4 exons.
GGCGCUGGGUGAUUUGGGGGGGAGGCACGGUCCUCAUUUCGCAGAUGGGGAAACCGAGGCACAAAGAGGUGACUCCUCCAGGAGCUCUGACUUUAACCAUCAACUCCCUGGCCUCUGUUACGUGUCUUUCUCCUCUGGUUAAACAUGGGAGUAAAGAUCCUGGCCACCCAGUGCUUUGUGACGCGCGGGUGAGAGGCUCUCUGGUAGUGACCGGUGCAAGGCAGGUGCCUUGCGGAUCGCGGGCAAGGGAAAACUCCCCUGUUGAAGCAUCAGCGUCAGCUUAAAGCCUUUCCCUUCCUGAGGGGAAUACCCCGGCGCAACUAAACGCUGAUGCCUACUGUCUAGUGCUCGGAGCACUAGAUCCUAGAGGCCCGGGCAAGAUCCUUUGGUCCACAGUGUCCCACCCCUUCCUUGACUGACUCGUGAUCCAGCCUUGGGGGUUAUGUUCCUUCCCUCCUCCCCUCCUCCCCCAGCCUUGGGCUGGAGUUUGGCAGCUGAGUAGAGAGUCACUGUCCUUAAUCUCCAGCCGCAAGUGUUGCAGAUAAGAGGUUGGUGUGUUUCUUGUGUGUGUGGGAAAGGCACCCAGGAGAUCCUCUCCCUGAUGAAGAGACCAGCCUUGUCCUAGGCAAUGAGUAACACCACCACACCCACCUCUGCCGAGCCCUCCAACGACUCCCUGGUGGGCUACGUCCUCGUGCCGUUCUUCUUCAUCACCGUCCUCGGCAUCAUCUUGGCCGUGAUGAUGUACGUUCAGAAGAAGAGGAGGUUUGACAGGCUCCGCCACCACCUGUUGCCGAUGUACAGCUAUGACCCUGCAGAGGAGCUGCACGAGGCCGAGCAGGAGCUGCUGGGAGAGGCGGAGGACACCAAGGUGAUGCCAGGCUGGGGUGGCGGAUACCAGCCCCAGCGGACGCUGCUCAUGGACAUGAAGGCGUAGCGCAGCUCGGAGACCAGCGCUCAGGACCAGGACCAGCCGCCUGCACCCUCCUUGUGUGCAAACACCAUGCACUCCUGGCCGGGGGGAGGGAGCCUUCCAGCCCCUGCCACUUUUGCACUUUAUUUCUGUUCCCGUCUCCCCUGUCCCCUCGCCCCUGGGUCUUGCCCCUCAUCUGUUACAAAGCAGGAUGGGCUUUUGUCUCUUGGCUCCAGCUCUGCUGCCCAGGAGCCUUCCUGCCAUGGAAGCACUGAGAGCCCAGGCGGCACCCUGGGCUCACACACUGGUGAUUGGGAAUGGCUGUGUCCCCCAAUGCCCUCCCCCCUCACAGCCUUCUGCCACGGACAGGAGGCUUGAGCUUCCCCCUGUAAGUAAUACUGCAAGCUAAGCGGCUUGGCACCCCUGUAAUAGCCCCUCUGACCCCACCCACUGCAGCCCUCCCUGCAUUUAUGCAAGCUUUCCCCUCUGUAUGAGCAGCUUCAAACCAAUGCAGCUCUGCUACUGCAGUGCAUCAGCUCAGAGACCCGCAGCCUGCCAUGCUGCACGUCACCGGCGGAUUACCUUGCUGUUUUGUGUGGGGGGGGGGAAGCUCAGUUCCCUGCGUGGACGCGUGCCUAUCGCCACAUGCAUGGGCUUGUCCCGCCGGAGACUCUUAAGACCUAGUCUGCCUGAAUCCCAUGCCACUGUCUUGAAAGGGCAUGAUGACUUGUUACUGCGAUAGGGCAGCUAGGUCGGAGGGUUUGAAGCAGUGUCCAGGGCAGGGUGGGAUUGAUUUGCUGUCCAGAGUUUAACAGAGCAGCGAAGAACAAAACCCCCCACGUUUCCCUGUGAGCAGCCAAGAGGCCUUAUGUAUUUGCCAAGGAGGAGGGUUCUUCCUAGCACAAAAGCUCCUGGAGAGUCUGAUAACCAAACUGUGCUAGUUGUAGUUCAGCAAGGUGCAUCUUCCUAUGGUGAUUUUGUGGGGUUUUUUUGUAUCCGACAGUAGCUCAUCUCUAUAUUUUGUAAAUAAAAGGCACUGUGAAUGUGA